Messenger RNA from Cordyceps militaris CM01, 3372 nucleotides. RefSeq names its product DNA damage repair protein Mus42, putative. NCBI's taxonomy places the organism in Eukaryota, Fungi, Ascomycota, Sordariomycetes, Hypocreales, Cordycipitaceae. The record is from RefSeq and is a predicted model, not a curated record. The transcript is spliced from 2 exons. Gene Ontology annotation, biological process: error-prone translesion synthesis; error-free translesion synthesis. Bases 1 to 3372 code for a protein of 1123 amino acids. Gene Ontology annotation, molecular function: damaged DNA binding; DNA-directed DNA polymerase activity; deoxycytidyl transferase activity. Gene Ontology annotation, cellular component: nucleus.
AUGGGCAGCGUUCUGGACAAGAAUUCCUCCAUUGUGAGGAAGCGCAUUGAAAGCCACACCUUUGAGGAUGAAAAUGGUGAAGAAUACGAGGGCAGCAAGUUCCAUGGCUUUGGAGACUACUUUCGCCGCAAAAAGCUGAAGCUCCAGAACAAGGAUGCGGAUACGAGAACCAAUUCGGACAAGCCGCAGAUAUUCAAGGGUAUCGUUGCGCAUGUAACGGGCUAUACACAGCCUCCCUUGCAUGUUCUUCAUCGCGACAUUGUAGAGCAUGGCGGAGGAUUCUUGCAGUAUCUUGACUCCAAGACUAUGGCUACACAUAUCAUCGCCUCUACGCUACCACCAAAGAAGAGCGUUGAUUUCAGUCGCUAUCGCAUUGUGAAGCCGGCAUGGAUCACGGAAUCCAUCGCAGCCGGCAAGGUACUGCCCUGGAGCGACUAUCGGGUGCUCGGUGAAGGCCCUCGUCAAAAGGUCCUCCGGUUGGAUGGAUCCAAGGGUCUUUCGCAAACCAGCCCAACAGCGAGACAGGGCUACCGAGAACAGACAGAGAAUAGCUUCUACACCUCUCAGCUACGAGCCUCAGUUGCUGGCCAAGAAGCUAUCGGCAAAGUAGAGACACCAGACCGCUUCGUGUCGAGCGAGGCAAACUCUACCGAGAGAGAGUCAUCAAGCACUCUGAAAUUAGCCGAUUACACAACUCCGUCAACCGAGGUCGCCAUUCCCGAUUUUCCAGAGUUCAGCCCAGAAACAGACACGCCGACAAAAACCCUUGCCCAAAGAAAUUCUACACAUGUCAAGAAACCGCCCAAAGAAUUUUCCGCGGACAUGACCCCCGAAGAGCACAACGCCUGGUUACUGUCGGAUCCUCGCCUGCGCGAAUCCUCGUGCGCGAACCCAAAUUUUUUGACCAAAUUUUAUGCCGAAAGUCGGCUUCACCAUCUUUCAACCUGGAAAGCCGAGCUCAAGUCAUCCAUGCAACGCCUUGCCGUAGAGAAGGGUCUAUCAGAAAAGAAGUUCAAGACACAAACUGGAGCAAGGCGCUACAUUAUGCACGUCGAUUUUGACAGCUUUUUCUGCGCCGUCUCACUGAAAAAGUAUCCCGAAUACAUGGACAAGCCUGUCGCCGUGGCACACGGAACGGGAAAUGGUUCCGAGAUUGCAAGCUGCAACUAUCCUGCUAGGAGCCUCAACGUGAAGAAUGGCAUGUGGAUGAAGCGCGCGAUGGAGCUGUGCCCCGAUCUCAAGGUUUUGCCGUAUGACUUUCCAGCAUACGAGGCCGCCAGUAAGGCCUUUUACGAAGCCAUCAUGACAGUUGGCGGAGUGGUACAGAGCGUGAGCAUUGAUGAAGCUCUGAUUGACGCGACGGCUAUCGUUCAUCAUGCUGCUGGCUCACAAGGAGUCGGUGUGGAAGAGGGCAGUGUUUGGAGAGAGCAAGAAAAGGUCGAAGCCCUUGCCGCGGAUCUCCGACAGAAGAUCAACGAACUGACAGGGUGCAACGUGUCAAUUGGCAUUGGUGGCAACAUUUUGCAAGCCAAGGUGGCACUGCGAAAGGCCAAGCCAGCGGGGCAGUACCAGUUAAGGCCAGAGGAAGUUCUUGACUUCAUUGGCGAGCUCAAGGUCGAGCAGUUGCCUGGGGUGUCCUAUAGUAUUGGAGGCAAGCUCGAAGAAUUGGGCAUCCGGUUUGUCAAAGACUUGCGCGACCUCUCCAAAGAAAGACUCACGUCGAUCCUGGGUCCAAAAACCGGAGAAAGGCUCGCCGAGUAUGCCCGCGGCAUUGAUCAAACUGAAGUAGGUGGCCAGCCGCCUCGGAAAUCGGUGUCGGCUGAAGUCAGCUGGGGCAUCCGCUUCAUCACGCAACAAGAAGCUGAAGAUUUUGUUCUCAACUUGUGCAAAGAAUUGGAGCGGCGUCUGCUCAAUGAACUAGUCAAAGGUCGCCAUCUUACAGUAAAGAUUAUGCGCCGAUCGCUAGAUGCGCCACUGGACCCUGCCAAACAUCUUGGUCAUGGGAAGUGCGACACAUUCAACAAGAGUGUUCCGUUUGGGGUCGGAACACACAAUGCGCAGGUCAUUGGCAAGGAAGCCAUAGCAGUCUUGCGAUCGUACAGAUUUAGCCCUGGUGACUUGCGUGGCCUUGGUGUGCAGAUGACCAAGCUUGAGUCGAUCAAGCCAGGCACCACAGCAUCCGACGGCAGCCAAAAGAGGCUGGAAUUCACGACCUUUGUGAAUCCCGCAUCAGCAAAGAAGACGAGUGGCUUUGGGUCGAUUGACGAUGUUGAUUCCCUACAACGACCCAGGUUUGUGGACAGGCGGGGCUCUAGUGAUGAUCCCAUCACAGACGAUCCCCUGACACCAAGGAAACCUAGAGUUCAUCCCGCCAUGGCACUUGCUAAAGCACGGGAGGACGACAUACAAGCAAAGACUCCUCUGAACAUUGGAGGUACCCAGUUUCUCAUACCAAGCAACAUUGAUCCAACCGUGGUGGCCGAAUUGCCAAACGACAUUCGCAGUAGAUUGAUGGCGCAAAAAUCCAGGUCCUCUACGCCCGGCCUUGACGCGCAGCCAAAGUCUCGAUCAGAAAGUCCAGCCGCCAUGGAAUUUCUACCUUCACAAGUAGAUGCUGAAGUCUUCAACGCGCUGCCAGACGACAUGAGGGCGGAAGUGCUCGCCCAAUACGGGCGUAAGCCACCGGCUCGGGUGUCUGUCAAGAAAGAUUCUCAAAUCCAGAGGAACCCAUCUACCCCUACGAAGCGAGGGGGGCACAAGGGGGCGAUAAACAAAGCGCAGAGGGAGCGAGACACCAAAGCCGGCGUGGUUCAGACGAGUUUCAUGACGGAACCCAUCGGCGACGGGUUUAUGGAUGAUGUCGGAGAAUUAGAUCCACAGUUUCUGGCCGAGUUACCUGAAGACGUUCGAAGGGAAGUCGUGGCCGAUCACAAAAGACAAAAGCUGGCGCAGCGAUCCGGACUCGACGCGCCGUCGCGACGGCCAGCUCAUGCGGAAGCAUCCGGCAGCGCCCUCUUCCCCACUCGCCAACGCAAGAUACAAUUCCCCGCACGACCGCCGCGAGUCUCGUUUUCGAGCGCCGGCGUCCGCUCCACCGCGGAGAUGAAGGACCUGCUCGAUGCCUGGCACGCGGACACGCGCCGCGACGGCCCGCACCGGAGCGACCUGGACAUUUUUGAAAAGUACAUUGCGCGCGUGGUCGCCGAGGAGCGCGACAUGGACAAGGCGGCGACGCUGGUCAAGUGGCUGGACGUGCUGGUGGAACAAGAUGGCGACGGCGGUCGCGGCCGGGAUGCGUGGCGGAAGAGCAUGGCCGGGAUCCAGGCGGUGCUGCAAGAGGCGUUGAGGAAGCGCGGCCUAGGGCCUGUAUAA